Molecule: messenger RNA, 664 nt
Organism: Symbiodinium pilosum
Lineage: Eukaryota; Dinophyceae; Suessiales; Symbiodiniaceae
Source: the annotation of a GenBank genome assembly
GUUGAGUGCGGAGAUGAAGAAGCUGCUUGCGACUCAGGUAUGGGAAUCGGUUCUGUAUGUGGAGGACAAGUUCUGCGACCCGACCUUCAACCGUCAGGCUGCGCGAACCCUCGGCCUUGUGAUGGGGCCGGACCUGGCUAUCGCCAUGCCGGAAAUGAGGCCCCAAGUGGAGCAGACCGCGAGGUCACCUGCAGCAGCUAAGCCACCUCCAGCAACAAAGGCAUCAAGCAGGUCAGGGCCAUCAGAACAACGUGGCAGGAAGAGAAAGUACGAGGGCUUCUUUCCGGUCGACGAUGUGAACUUUUCGCAAAACAGCAUUGGCGAGAGGUUCAGCUGCGGCCGCAGAAUGCAAGACACGGUCGAAGAUUUGAUGGAUGACCAGGUCAAUCCGGAGCGGGAUCAAUUCCUCAGAUUGACGGCCAUGAGCGUAGGCGGUAGACUAAUCAGUCGCAACAAUCGACGUUUAUGGUGCCUGAAAGAGUAUCAAAAAUUGAAAAGACAGAGGAAGAAGUCUUUCACGGUCAAGGUGUUCUUGUACGUGACAGAGGUAAAGGACAGGGGCAUUGAAGAUUUCAUACAAGCAAGAACGUGUGAAAGAGGUGGUCCCGCAGACGGGGUGCCAGAGGAAAGCGAUGGGGAGUCCUUAAGUGCAGCGAGCCCUUGA